AUGCCUCCAAGAAGAAAGAAGCGUUGUGAACAACCAGUGCAAUCUGUUAGACCUAAAAGAUACAAUAAACAUCUCCGCCUCUCUACAGCUACAUGCAAUACAUCAGGAGGGACACAAAGUGAAACAGAUGAAGACGAAAGAACUGAUGAUGAAAAUUUUGAUGUUGAAGAUAUCGUCAAUAGUUUGACAUCACAAAACAAGGAUAAUACAGGUACAAAUAAUCAGAAUAACAAAGAAAGUAGAGAUGAAAACAAUAUUCAAGAAACAGAACAGUCAGAAAAUUUCCUAAAAUUCACAAAGGAUUCUGCAGAAAAUUCUGCAACUGACAGUUCCUCUAUUGAGGAUUUGAUUGCUCAGGUUCUUUAUCAUCAUCAAGAUGAAAAGGAAGAAAAUGACAAUAGUGAUUAUGGUUUGGAUUCAGAGUCAGAUACAGAAAAUGAGCUUGAAAAUUCAGGAGAAGACCCAUAUGAUGACCUGAAUGAUGGAAAAGAAAGUGGCGAGGAACCCAUAUACUAUGGACAUUCUAUGCCUGUAAAAAUCAGCAUGUUGUUGAUACUUUUGUACUGUGUCACACAUGGUGUCUCUGGAAGUCAGUUAGAUGAUCUUUUGACACUUAUAGGAGUCCAUUGCCUUGAAGCUCAUCCAGGACUGAAAAGCCUUUUUCAUUUCAAAAAGUAUUUUGCAAAUAUAAAAUCUCCUUUGGUAAAGCACUAUUACUGCACACACUGCUUGACAUUUUUAGAUACAACUAUGGAAACAUGCCCAAAUCAACUUUGCAAGAAGAGUUUAAAGGAUAUGAAAGCCAGAUCAUACUUUCUAGAGAUACCUAUAGAAAGUCAGUUGAGGACUUUUUUUAAUCGUCCUGGAUUCACUGAUCAUUUGAAGAGUCGUUUUAAGCGCCAACACAGUGAAAACAUUGAAGAUAUCUAUGAUGGGAAAAUUUAUAAAAGGAUGUCAGUUGACGGUGGACCCUUAUCAGAAUCUCAUCCAUACAAUAUCUCAUUUACUCUAAAUACAGAUGGGGUUCCAAUCUUCAAAAGUUCUAAAUUUUCAAUAUGGCCUGUUUAUUUAAUGAUUAAUGAGUUACCAUUUAAACUUCGCAAACAGAGUGAAAACAUGGUUUUUUGUGGUCUAUGGUUUGGUGAUGUUAAACCAUUCAUGGCAACAUUCAGUCAGCCAUUACAUAAAAGUUUGAAGAAACUUGAAGAAGAAGGGAUUUUAAUAACAAAUGGAGAGGAAAACAUUACUUGUAAAGCUUUUUUGAUUUGUGUGACAGCAGACCUUCCAGCAAGAUCCAUACUACUUAAUAUGAAUCAAUUCAAUGGAGCCUUUUGCUGUGUCUACUGUCUAGAAAAAGGCAGAACAUUUCAAACAAAGAAAAAAGGAUCAGUGCAUGUAUUUCCAUUUAAUGCAGAACAGCCUCAUGGAUAUGUACGCACACAUGAAGGAAGUAUAGCUGAUGCUGUCAAAGCUGUUAACACUCGCUCCACUGUACAGGGCAUAAAAGGGCCAUCAUUUUUAAUGUGCUUGAACAGCUUUGAUUAUGUGAGGGGUACAUGUAUUGAUUACAUGCAUGGAGUACUUUUAGGAAUUACAAAGUUGCUGAUAAAUUUGUGGAUUUCUCCAUCCUAUAGUAAAGAAGACUUCUCAGUAGCCUCUUUCUCUGAGGUGAUAGAUAGUCGUCUACUUCAAAUAAAACCACCAUCAUUUAUUACUCGAGUUCCUCGAUCAAUUAGCUCACAUUUCAAAUACUGGAAAGCCUCUGAGCUGAGAUCUUGGCUUCUGUUUUAUUCUGUACCUGUCUUGCAAGGUAUUUUACAUGAAAACUAUUUGUUUCACUACUCUGCCUUCGUACAAGCUAUUCAUUGUUUAAGUGGAAACAGUAUUACUUUUUGUUCAUUAGAUGAGGCAGAAAAAUUACUAGCAUACUUUGUCAUGACCUUCCCUGCUUUGUAUGGAGAGCGUUAUCAAACUUUGAAUUUGCAUUCUCUUUUGCACCUCUCUGAAUGUGUAAGAAAUUUGGGACCAUUGUGGGCCUAUUCUUGUUUUCCCUUUGAGACAAGUAACGGUUAUAUAACAAAAUUGUUUCAUGGAACACAGCAUGUUGACAUGCAGAUUCUUAGUUCAGUCAACAUAAUUCAGAUGCUACCUGAAUUGAUAUCAUCUGUCCCACAAAAAUAUCACAGUCUUGUUCAAAAAUUUUAUCCUAUGAGAAUUUCAAAGCGUGUUCACAGUUUUCAUAUUCAGUUUCUAGGAAAAGGCUUCAAUGCAGUUUUAACGGAACAAGAAUCUGAUCAAGUCAUGGCACUUCUUAAUUUUGAGCCAGCACAUUUGAUCAUGUACAAUCGUGUUAUUUUAAGAGGUGAACUUUUUCACUCAAAAAACUAUAGCAAAGUAAAGAAACGCAAUACUUACACUGUAAAAUUUUUUUGUCCCUCAUCGAAUAUGUUUUUAUAUGGAUUUGUCAGAUAUUUUGGAAGUCAUACAGGUGUUGUAAAUAACAAGGCAUUUGCUUUUGUGCAUGUUUUGAAGAGGGCUGAAUCUACAUUGCAGCAGUUUCAGAAUAAAGAUUUAAACAUACUUGGAAUAUCAUUGCCACAUAUUCACCUUUGUGAGCCUUCAAAUGAAUUUAUGGUUAUAGAACUGCAUAAUCUGAUAAGUGUUUGUGUUUGUGUUGAAUUUUUGCAGUCCAAUUUUGUAUAUGUAUGUGACACACCAAACAAAAAUGAAACAGAUUAA
Messenger RNA from Saccostrea echinata, 2739 nucleotides. RefSeq lists its product as uncharacterized. The record is from RefSeq and is a predicted model, not a curated record. The transcript is spliced from 2 exons. The coding region runs from base 1 to 2739 and encodes 912 amino acids. NCBI's taxonomy places the organism in Eukaryota, Metazoa, Mollusca, Bivalvia, Ostreida, Ostreidae.